ACGAAUUUUUUCAUUUACUGUCACAUUUCGUUACGUUUUCAUUAUUUUGAGUGUUCUAAAUUCUUUGAACCCAUGGGGGACGCAGAUAAAGGUCAAAAAAUAUUCGUCAAGGCAUGUGCCCAAUGCCACACUAUCGAUAAAGGUGGGAAACACAAGGUCGGCCCCAACUUGCAUGGAAUAUAUGGAAGAAAAACUGGACAAGCACCUGGUUUCUCUUACACUGAUGCGAACAAAAACAAAGGUAUUGUCUGGGAUGACAAUAACCUGGAUGUCUAUCUUACAAACCCAAAGGCUUUCAUUCCCGGCACGAAAAUGAUUUUCCCAGGUUUGAAGAAAGCUGAAGAUAGAAAGGAUUUAAUUGCCUAUUUGAAGAAAAACGUAUAGAUCAGAACAACUUCCUACCAUUUAUGAUAGUGUGUAGUUGGGUAUGGCACUUAAAUAAAUUCGUUCCAAACUAGAAUAAUAAAGAAAGUGUUAUCGUAGUUUUUCCAGUUUGUGAAUUUAU
Molecule: messenger RNA, 505 nt
Organism: Coccinella septempunctata (seven-spotted ladybird)
Lineage: Eukaryota; Metazoa; Arthropoda; Insecta; Coleoptera; Coccinellidae
Product: cytochrome c-like
Exons: 1
Coding region: 73-384 (103 amino acids)
Biological process (GO): mitochondrial electron transport, cytochrome c to oxygen; mitochondrial electron transport, ubiquinol to cytochrome c
Cellular component (GO): mitochondrial intermembrane space
Molecular function (GO): heme binding; electron transfer activity
Source: RefSeq, a predicted model, not a curated record